Molecule: messenger RNA, 561 nt
Organism: Letharia columbiana
Lineage: Eukaryota; Fungi; Ascomycota; Lecanoromycetes; Lecanorales; Parmeliaceae
Exons: 3
Coding region: 1-561 (186 amino acids)
Source: RefSeq, a predicted model, not a curated record
AUGGAUGAGCCGAGCCUCGACGAUCUACUGAAAGGUUUGAGCGACUCAGCAUUGACCAUUAAAAAUUUCGUGGACGACAAUGAGGACCUGCAUCACAUUCAGAGAUCGAAUAAGGAGCUGCAACAAGCCAAGCAAACCAGGGUGGCGAAUUCCCUACAUAAGGUACGAAAGCAUGCAAAUGCUCUUUUUCGUGCGAUUGCUUGUGGUUGGAGUCGGCAAUGUCAUGAGAGACACCGAGCCAUGCUUCGUCUAGAGCCUCGAUGUCAGGAAGCAUACCACGCCCUGCAGUCACCGUCGGGAGUUGUACUCAUGUUCUUCGCAAUACGGCGUAAGUGGGAGCUCCGCUCGGAGAUAGCCGCACACAGGCGAAAACUAGAUAUGUUUGAAGGGCAACGACUUCCGCAGAAAAGUCAGUCACCCGGUCAGCAGUUCCGGAUAUUGUUAUCACCUCUGGUGAAGUACCGUCCCCAGAAGGGCGAGCGGACUAUGAGCUUGGAUGUAGUCCUGGAAGAGCGGAGGCAACUGGAUCCGGAAGAUCGCAUCAAGCUUGCCGUAAAUUAG